Molecule: messenger RNA, 6566 nt
Organism: Cydia strobilella
Lineage: Eukaryota; Metazoa; Arthropoda; Insecta; Lepidoptera; Tortricidae
Gene: prel
Product: protein preli-like
Exons: 7
Coding region: 280-903 (207 amino acids)
Biological process (GO): phospholipid transport
Cellular component (GO): mitochondrial intermembrane space
Molecular function (GO): phosphatidic acid transfer activity
Source: RefSeq, a predicted model, not a curated record
CACUCACAGAUGGACUCUGGAACAAAAAUGUCAUCUGUUAUCAAAAUUUUAUCAAAAACACCUGAAAUAUGAAUGAUAACACGUGUUUAUUAAUAAGAUUACGAACCAUAUCCUCUAAAUAGGAUUAGUGCAGCAAGUCAGUGGUUGUAACUAGGAUCAAAAUCAGGAAGUUACAAUAUUAAUUCCAUAAUUCCGGCUAAAAGGUGUCGGGGUCCAGCAAGAUGGCGUGCUGAGGUCGUCUUGUUUACAAUCAUUCCAUUAUAAAAACAGUAAAGUAAAAUGGCAAGAUACUUUGAAAAUACUAGUACAUUUAACUUCAGUUGGGAUCAGGUGGCAUCUGGCUAUUGGAAAAGAUACCCUAAUCCACAGAGCACCCAUGUUCUGUCAGAAGACACAUACUGCAGGCAGGUCAAAGAUGGCUGUCUGUACACCAAGAGGCUGCUCACUAAGACGAACAGGGUGCCCAAGUGGGGGGAGAGGUUCUACAGCGCGAAGUCUGUCAAAAUCAUCGAAGAGAGUAUCGUGGACCCAGAGAAGAAGGUCCUCGUCACAUACACUAGAAAUCUAGGGUACACUAAAGUUAUGAGCGUAAUAGAGCGCGUGGAGUACCGCAGCGCGGGCGCCGGCUCCACGGUGGCGAAGCGCUCCGCGUGGAUCGACUCGCAGGUGUUUGGCUUUUCGCGCGCCAUUCGCGCGUUCGGCGUAGAUAGAUUCCGCAAAAACUGCUCGCAAAUGUACAACGGUUUCAACGGCGUCCUCCACAGCCUGUUCCCCACGCAGCAGCAGCAGCACACGCCGACGCCGCUGUCGCCGCUGCAGUCGCUGCACAACAUGCGCGACGCCGCCGCCGCCGCCACCGACCGCGCCAAGCGGAACGUGCUCUCCUCCGUCAACCGCACUUAACAGGAUGACUUGAAGACAGGCAGAGACAGUUAAGUGCUAGUGAGGAAUAGACUUUAUGUCGACGCGUUAAGGAUCAAAUUAGUAUUGGGAUCGCUGCCGUGCCCUGGAUAUAUGGGAAGUGUAGUUUGAAAGUAUCUUUAAGAGUUUUAAUGAUAUAGUGAAUUGUAAGAUAAAGACAGGACGCUGAGCACUGACAGCUAUUCCUAUCUCUAUCGCACGCGCGUAAUUAGAUUGCUGCCCAUGAUGCCGGCGGUCAAUGCACUGUGCGAGCGGUACAGCAAUAUUAAUUAUACGCGUGCGAUAGAGAUAAGAACAGGCGGGUCAACGUAACGAAAUUGCUCGUGAUAAGCGUCCUUUCUUUAGACAGCUAUGAGCAGCUUAGUAGAAAUUGAGGAGUAACUAGUACUUGUUAUAAUAAUAGAUUGUUGUGCAAGGAAAGCAUAUAAAAUUGCCAAUUAAAGUAAAUUUUGGUCUCAUUCUGCUUGGAUUUGAUAUUACUAUCAAUUAUAAUAACAGAUAAAAAGUGUCUUUUGGUAGUUUUGGUUUUAGUAGAGUCGAGUUACCUAUAGUUGGUCAAACCAAAUUGUCAGUAAAUAAGAACAAAAAAAAACUAUACUCAUCCUUUUCUUUUGAGUAAGACUAGUAGAAGAGUACUAGUGUAAGACAAAGAUGAUUCUCUCUGGCUAUGUUUGAAAUGAGACAGUCCUUUGACAAACUAUAUACAUUUUUUCACCAUCUUGCAGUUUAUUAAGGUUAAGAGAUGUAUACAUAUUUAUGAACUCGACUGUACAGUCAUUUGCAAAAUAAACACAAUUUGUUUUUAUACGACACUGUUGGCAAAUAAGCAUAAGGCCCGCCUGAUGCAAAGUAGCCAAUGGAUGCCUGCAAUGCUGCAAUGCAACUACAUUAAAUGGGCGAAUCAACUUUUAGACCACUUAAUGAGCAGAAAAAUGUUUUCUCCUAUACAAAAAUCAGGGACACACCAUUUUUGUAUUUUUCUGCUGCGUUACCGUGCAAAAUAUAACUUUUAUCCAAUCAAGUUGUUAAUUUUAAUGUGUUAAUUAAAUACUUAUGGAUCUAAUAAUGUCCGUGUAAACAAAAAAGUAAAAAACCAACAUGGUUUUUGAAAUAUCGAUUUUUCUUUGCUAAAGAGUUUAAAACACGAAAUCAGUGUUCUAAAAGUUGAUUUACCCAAAUAACAAAAUUUAGCAGACACUUUUCUUCUAUCAAAAUUGAUAGUAUUGUGAAAAACAUACUCAAAUUUAAAAAAAAAAAUGUUAGUACAUUUUACAAUUGCCUAAGACUCUCUAUUUGUGUGAAUAUAUUCCCAAAAUAUUAGAAUGUAAAUAAAUUUAGAAACUUCAAUAAAAUUUUCAAACGCACCGAUGUGAAACCUAACAAUAUUGUGAAUUUUUCAAACAUAGGUACUGUAGGUAUUCGUAACUGUCCUCUCUGGACAAAAAAUUUGGCUGUUUCAUACAUUUUGGCUGGUCCAUUUUCUAUGGGAGGGUAAAAAAUUUUUUCGCGAUUUCGGUUUUGGUCCCAUAGUAAAAGUUGCUCAGUAUAAUUCGAAAACCUCCCUGGCAACGGGAAUGCACUUAUUUUUUAGCCACCGUGUAUAAUAAUGUCAAUACCCAGAGAGGACAGUUAACGAAUACCCUGUUUUAGGUAGCGAAAAAAGCCAUAUUUUUGUAUUAGCUUCUAAAUGUAAUAAUAGGUGUAACAAAAAUAGUGGGUAUCGUGUUCUGAUCAGGAAAAAGUAGAAGAAAAAAAUAUUUGACGCGUUUUUUUUUUAUCUUUUGUAUGGAAGAUUUAGACGACCUGGGCCCGUUUUUCAAAAGCUUGUAACUUGUAAUACAAGCGGAUGUCACUUUUUGACAGAUUUUGUUAGAAAGGGACUUCCACUUGUAUUAGAGACCCUUUACACCUCUCCUAGAGACUUUUACAUCUCUAAACAAUUUUAGUAUUUGUCUGUUGUUUGUAUAUUAUUUUUUUUGUGUAAUUCGACAUUUAGACUGGAUACAUCGCUAACAAAUUAUCUAAUAUUUCAUUGAUUCCAUAUUUGUGUUUGUUUUUUGGUAUUUUUGGUUAAUUUUUUUGCUUGUAAAAAUUGACAUGUAAAAGUGCCCCUGUGGCCCAUUUGCUGAAUAAAUGUUUGAUGAUGAUGUUUGAUGUUGAUGUUGAUGUAUUACAAGCUUUUGAGAAACGGGCUCCUGCUUCAUAAAAAAAAAAUUGCCAAAAUUUUUUUUUUACUUUUUCCUAAUCAGAACACGAUAUCGAAUAUGCCCUUAAACUGAUCCCCACUAUUUUUGUUACACUUGUAUAUAUGUACAUCGAAUUGUCUAAUAAUAUUUUCUGUUAGUAUUCAGAGAGGAAAAUGGGAACUACGUUUGUAUGGAGCGUUCGUCUACUUCCCUCUAUUUGUAUUUGAUAAUAUAAUAUGUAAAGUACCAAGCCUAUGUAAAAUUAGACGCUAUUUAUUUACUCGUAUAUGAUGUAUCCUUAAUCCGCUUGUAUGUUCUUUUAUGUAUGUGCUUUUUAGAGUUCCGUACUAUUACUAAGACUCCGCUGUCCUUCUGUCUGUCACCAGGCUGUAUCUCAUCUCAUGAACCGUGAUAGCUAGACAGUUGAAAUUUUCACAGAUUAUGUAUUUCUGUUGCCGCUAUAACAACAAAUACUAAAAAGCACGGAACCCUCGGUGCGCGAGUCCGACUGGCACUUGGCCGGUUUUUUAUUUUUAUUUCACUGCCAUAAAAAUGACAUGUGCAUAUACUUCAAGACUAAAUACUAUUUAGGAGGGUAGCUGCCCCUUACCCCAAUGCCUCCUCCUGGCGACGCUCUUGCUCUCUCUCUCUCUCUCGUAUAAAAUGUGACAUUCUCGAUCAAAAGGUACCACAUUGCCGGUUGCCAUAAGGACGCUCUGAUAGGUCAUUAGUAUAAAGAUACGAGCAAAAUUCAUCCUUAAGGUAAGCGACAAUGUGGUACCUUUUGCUUGAGAACGUCACAAAUAAGGACGCUAUCGCACGCGCAUAAUUAUAUUGCUGUCCUAGUCACUGCCACUGUGCGAGCGAGAAGGCAAUAAGCAUAGUGUUUUAAUAAAGUCCAUUGCAUUCAGCUGGUUUGUACUUACGAAACCGCAUUUUAAUCUGAAUUAUGUACGCUUAUAGCGUUUUUAGGGUUCCGUACCCAAAGGGUAAAAACGGGACCCCAUUACUAAGACUCCUCUGUCCAUCUGUCUGUCCGUCGGUCACCAGGCUGAAAUUUUCACAGAUGAUGUAAAUACUAAAACAGAAUAAAAUAAAUAUUUAAGUGGGGCUCCCAUACAUAAAACGUAAUUUUUUCUAAGACCCGUCUUUAUGAAGUAAUGUUACAAAUUGAAAUCUUACUCAUCUUUGCAUAAAUAUAUAAAAUACAAGAAUCAACAACCAUGAAAAAAUCUAGUCCGGAAAUAUACCAAUAUCUGUAUUUAAAAAGGCAAAGUGUUAUAUAUUCCGUUUCAAAAGCUAGUUGGACUAAGCAGAUCCGAAUAUAUUUAAGUUAUACUUACUUCGUUGGCUCAGCGACCCAAAGUGGAUCUUGGCCUCCGAUACUAGGUUUCGCCAUUCGUUCCUAUCCUGUGCGAUCCGACGCCAUUCAGCCGCCUGGAUGUCACAUAGGUCCUUCUGGACCUCAUCGAUCCACCGGUACCAAAGAUAGAUAUAACUCCGUAAUAGAUGGAUACAGUCUAAGGAAAAAACGUGCCUCGAAAAUCAAGAAAAUUUGAUUCUCGUUCAGAGGGCGCUACUAGUUUUGGCCUACAGUCGUAUAGAUGGCGUUGACGGUUUCGUUUGUUAUUUAACAAUUUUAACGCAUAUCAGUGAAAGAACAUGGGUCAAAAUCAUAAAAAUAAUUAAUGCAAGUAAAAAAAUCAUUUAUCUAUAUUUAAAUACAUUCUAUCGUAAUUUUAUAAAUCUUCAUUUUUAGUUUUAAAGUGUGUCGACAGAUGGCAGUGAAUUUGCUGGGGUUACAAAAUUUACUAUGACAGUACCGCUCUAGUAUAAGUUACUCUAUGCCGGUACCUAGGCCUUCCGACCGGACGUCUCCCAGUUAGUCGCCCCAGAUAAGCUCUCUUGGCCGCACGAUCCUCUCCCAUCCUCUCCAUGUGGCCGAGCCAGCGAAGCCGAGCAGCCUUGCUCUCGCCGAUGAUGUUGGGUUACGAGAACGAUAUUUAAGUUAUGUCCACAUUAUUUAAAAAAAUAUCGCUCCUUGAAAACGAUAGUGGUGUUUUACAAAAUAACUGGUUCCUCAAAAUUAAACUUGUGAUAAAUCGAACAACGUGACUAAUUUGAAUGGUUCUUUAUUUUGUAUAGUGCCACUGGUUUUCAAAGAACGAUUAUGUGGUGUCAAAGCUUGCAGGUACCUACAACCCAGGUAGCAGUGACGUCAGCGACGUCAUAAUGACGUCUGGCGUCAUAAUGACGUCUUUGGCGUCAUAAUGACGUCGUUGGCGUCAUAACGACGUCUUUGGCGUCAUAAUGACGUCUUUGGCGUCAUAAUGACCUAUAAAUGCUACCUGGUAAGCUUUGAGACCACAUAAUCAAUAAGAGUACAUUCAAUAAGUUUAUAAGGGUGUAUUCCCAUUUGUCCCCGCACCACUUGAGCGCUGCCAUACAUGAGGCGAAGGGACAAAUGGGAACGAUUUAUAGGAACCUAUUCCCAUAAGUGCCUGGCGGGGAUAAAUGGGAGUACACCCCAAAAAGCACUUCAAGACGCUAUGUAUAAAUUGUUCUAGUUUUAACGAAUAAUCCUCUAGCUGAUACGGAUUAUACUGACAGCCGCACUAUACAGGUUGGCUAAAAAAUAAGUGCAUUCCCGUUGCCAGGGAGGUUUUGGGUUCAUACUGAGCAACUUUUACUAUGGGACCAACCACGAAAUCACCACCAGCACCAGCCAAAAUUUUUUUCGCCUUUUCGUGGUUGGUCCCAUAGUAAAAGUUGCUCAGUAUAAUGCCAAAACCUCCCUGGCAACGGGAAUGUACUUUUUUUUUAGCCACCAUGUAUAAUGCCGACACUGACAUCGAUAUCAUUUCAUUUAGUUAUUACAAUAGAACAAAUUAAUAUCAUUUAGAUAUCAUUGUGAUGUCAAAGUAUCGUUCUUAUUGGCCUGCAAUACUAUCUCUAAAAAUCCAACAAAUAAUAAUAGCACAUCAAAGAAAAACUUUAAUUACUUAUUUUGUAUACUUAAUCGAUGCUAGGGCACAGAAUAAGUAAUAGUAUUAUCAUACAGAACGGCCACGCAUCGCCCCGCCCCGACUCGAAUUACCUCGCCCCGCGACACCAGAUUGACGGCCGUUUGCCGGCCGCUCAGUACGCAACUUACUCACACUAUGACGCAUGUCGCGUGUACAGACGUGCCGUUCACACAUAGAAACGCAAGUGAUUUUUGAUGUAUAGCGUGUCCGCCCUGUGGCUAGGGUAUACCUAGUUCACAAUCGUACUAAUUACGGAGAAAAUUAUGUUGUAAUAUGGGACAAUCUUGAAAAUGUAAUGAUAGCAAGUUUUGGUUGUAAACUGACUUUAUGUAUAGUUAUAAAUAAUGUUUCCAAUAUUUUAGUUACUAGUGCUGUGCUUGUAAUAACUAGUUAUAAUUUACUCUUGGCAGUUAAUAUAGCUGUACCACAAUUA